AUUGGCCUGAAGCUCAAAUUGUGGACUUUGGCAUUUUCAUUUAAUUUAAUAUAUGUAAUAAUAAUAAUAUACUGUGUUCUGAUAUGUUACAUAUAGGCCUGAGUUAACACUUAAGAUUCAUUUGGCCCUAUUGACAAAACUGCUGUAAAAAUAUAUAUUAAAUUAUUUUCCACUUAAAAUUAAUCAGUUUUAUGAAAUUAUAUUUUGGGGGAAUACAAUAUUAAAGGAUAAUAUUAAAGGACAGUGUUUACAGAAUGUAAAAAAAUAUUUUCAUUAAAAUACAGUUUAAGGGGUGUUUUCUUGUUGGUAUUAGUCUUUGAGAUGGGUCAAUGAUUGGCAGCAACACAUUUAUUAUUAUUAUUUAUUAUUUUUUCUACAGUGUCAGGUGUAAAAGCUCACACUGGAGGUCCAUGGGACAAAAAACCUCAGAUUCCCAGAAACUGCUGCACAAAUCUGUAUUUUUUUUUCCCCAUCAGUCUUGUAAAAUUACUCCAGCCUGAAAUAUACAUAUCACAUGCUAUAUAUCUUUUAUGUUUACAUAAUGUCAUUGCUUAUAUACAACACGAAUAGUGACAUACCUAUUUUCAAUGGCAAGGCACGCUUGCAAAAAACAUUACAAGGUGAGAAGAUGAAUUUUGUUGCAUGCUUUGAAUGGGAAUCAAUGAAAAUUGAGAGCCAGUGGUUAACAUUUGAAUCUUAGGUAUUGCAUUAGUUUACGUUAAGAUGAAUGGGUCAAAAAUGGGACAUUUUGGGGGAUGGACCAAAUUUGUCGUGUGUGUGUGUGAAGCUUUGCCAUUUGGAGCUAAUGUAAGAAAAAUAUCAAAUUACAAAAGAAAAAUAUCACACUCCCAAAGAUAUUUGCCAAAUGUGUUGAUUUGGCGAAACACCUUAAAGUUACAGUAGGUGCUUUGGUUGUGCUGUGUGAAAUAAUUCAAACCAAAUUUAUGGGGCUCAAACAUAGGGUUUGUGUGUAUAUUAUAAUAUUUGAAAAAGGUAAAUUUAAAAUCACAAAAUCUCAAGUUUUAAAUGUGUGACGUCAUGUCCAACGUCCAGGCUGUGGGUCUGAAAUGUCGAAAUUCGGCCACGCCCCUCCAAGCGUUAAGCCCCGCCCUUUCGCCAAGUCCACACCCUGUCCUUCCCGCCCCUCCCUCCGCUCAGCUAGCAUUAGCACGUUAGCUCCCAGCAGCUGUCGGUGGCAGUCAGCCAGUUUUCACUGGGUGCUGCUUUCUUAAGAUCUGUAGUCCGCCCCCUCCCUACCAAGGAAGUCGUGGACGGUUCGGUUGGUUGCUGCCGCCUCGCUUCUUCGGCUACCCUGUGAUCCAAUUGUUGUCGUCGUCGCUGUCCCGACAAGGAAGAAGCUGUGGGACAUGGCCAGACCAGAGCAAGUCCUGGUGCUGGAACCGCAACACGAACUCAAAUUCAGAGGUCCCUUCACAGAUGUCGUCACUGCCACUCUGAAGCUGACCAACCCCACAGAUAGAAAUGUGUGCUUCAAAGUCAAGACCACCGCCCCUCGCAGAUACUGCGUACGCCCAAACAGCGGCGUCAUUGAAGCCACAAGCUCGAUCAAUGUUUCUGUCAUGUUGCAGCCUUUCGACUACGACCCCAAUGAGAAGAGCAAACACAAAUUUAUGGUGCUGUCCAUGCUGGCUCCCUAUGACAUGACUGACAUGGAGGGCGUUUGGAAGGAUGCCAAGCCAGAAGAGCUGAUGGAUUCCAAGUUGAGAUGUGCCUUCGAGAUGCCUCUAGAAAAUGACAAAGCUCAUGAACCCGAAAGCUACAACACUGUGGAUUCCUCUACCUCUUCUAUUCAGGCGGAGCACGCCGCACCGCCAAAGUCAGCCAGCGCUUCGCUGGACGACGGAGAGGUGAAGAAGAUCAUGGAGGAGUGCAAGCGCCUGCAGAUGGAAGUGCACAGGCUACGGGAAGAGAACAAACAGAUCAGGGAGAAUGACGGGCUGCGGAAGAGGAAGGUGACCUCUGUGGCCACACCCGACUCCUCCAUCAUGUCGACCUUGUCCACGAGGGACGAAGGUCUGAGCACCCGCGUGCUGGCGCUGUGUGUGCUCUUCUUCGUCAUCGGAGUCAUCAUCGGCAAGCUCGUCCUGUAGAUGCUCAGACGGGCGGACGGACAGCACACUGACGGACGGACGGUAGCCUGGAAGGACAUGUCAGGGACAGCAACAUGAGGAUGUCUUUAAGUUUUCUCUCUCUCUUAUUUUAUAACCUUUAAGGUGAGCUUAAAAAAGGUUUUGAAUGUGUUAAAAGAAAAAAAAAAAAAGAACCUUGAAUUUCUCUUUUUUUUCCUUUUUUUUUUUCCUUUUUUUUUUUUUUUUUUUUUUUUUUUUUUUUUUGAAAUAAUCAUGACCUCCGAUCUAGCGGCUCCGUCGAUCCCUGUCAGCCCCAAAUGAGCUUGCACAGGUAACAGUUAGUGGUGAUGUGGCUCAAGGCUUCCAUUGAUCAAGCUUCCUUCUGCGCGGUGUCACUUAACAGCAAAACACACAACAUCCUCUUUUCCACAUAUUCCUGAUAAUCCACACAGAGAUUGAACACUAGUGAUGUGCAGAUUUCUAUUGCGGGCAUAUGUAUGUUUUGUGUGUGUGUGUGUGUGUGUGUGUGUUGAGGGUGAGCAUAAAAGAACACGUCUGGUUUCAGAUGCUGUCCAGUCAAAGCAAUUCCAACGACAACAUCCUCUUGUGUGAUUCAAAGAUUUAUUCGGUUUUCCCCACACUGCACUUUUGCCAGUGAUGGCCCCCUCCACUAAGAACAGUAAAAUUCAUGCAAAAUGUGGACCUUUUCAAUAAAAAAAGAACACUAAUAUGCAACCAUAUACUUUCAACCUUUGCUGCGUCUACGUCUGUAUUAGUAGUGUUGUUUAUACUCAUUCUCCUUUAGCCACAGUGUUUCUGCUGUUUAUUAUAAAAAUCACAUGUUUAUUGUAUUGAA
Dunckerocampus dactyliophorus (ringed pipefish) is the source of this 2946-nucleotide messenger RNA. RefSeq names its product vesicle-associated membrane protein-associated protein B/C-like. The coding region runs from base 1368 to 2111 and encodes 247 amino acids. Lineage: Eukaryota; Metazoa; Chordata; Actinopteri; Syngnathiformes; Syngnathidae. The transcript is spliced from 6 exons. Gene Ontology annotation, biological process: endoplasmic reticulum membrane organization. Gene Ontology annotation, cellular component: plasma membrane; endoplasmic reticulum membrane. The record is from RefSeq and is a predicted model, not a curated record. Gene Ontology annotation, molecular function: FFAT motif binding.